AUCUCCUGAUGAACUAAACUCUUGGGAAAUAAAUUAUGAGGAUACGGCACGUGGUGUUCUGCCUGCUCGCACUGGUUUAUGGCGCCGAAACUUCCGACGAUGAUCUCGACGAACGGACAAAUAUCUUCAUCCGUGAUAAACUGAUUCCGGCGUUGAAGCUUGCAGAAGUGACCAAGGUGAAUUUCACACGAUUACACUUAUGCCAUUGCUCAAGGGAAGUUGGAUGCAACGCGAGGACUACCGGAUGGGUGCCUGGAAUCGAGUUCCUUAAUGAGACGGAUCGCAGUUUUUAUGAGAACACGUGCUACACGGACGGAAGCUGCUACCAGAGCGCUCGGCCGUCACCCGAAAUCUCACAUUUCGGAUGCAUGGACGAGAAAUCUGUGACCGACGAGACCGAGUUUCACGAUACGGCAGCGAAAGUGUGCACGAACAACACGAAAGACCCGCACGCUACCGUCUGGAUUUGCUGUGAUAAGGGAAAUUUUUGUGCGAACGAGACGAUCAUCCACUUGGCGCCAGGCCCGCAGCAGUCAUCCACGUGGCUGAUUCUUACUAUCCUCGCCCUGCUCACGUUCAUCGUGCUCCUGGGCAUUGCAAUUUUCCUCACCAGAAAAUCAUGGGAGGCGAAAUUCGACUGGUAUAUAAGAUUCAAGCCAAAACCUGGAGAUCCUCUACGCGAGACGGAGAACAAUGUACCGAUGGUUACAAUGGGCGACGGUGCUGGAAGUUCUGUGCCAGAAGUUGCUCCAAUCGAGCAGCAGGGAAGCACAAUGAGCACAUCUGCAGGGAACUCGUUCCCUCCUGGAAUCAUGCCUAAUAACAUGAAGGAUAUGCUUGAUGUACUCGAGGAGACAAGUGGAUCUGGUAUGGGUCCAACUACACUUCACAAACUCACGAUUGGUGGACAGAUCAGGUUAACUGGUAGAGUUGGAUCCGGAAGAUUUGGUAACGUGUCACGUGGAGACUACCGAGGUGAAGCGGUCGCUGUGAAGGUUUUCAAUGCGCUCGACGAGCCGGCGUUCCACAAGGAGACGGAGAUCUUUGAGACGCGGAUGUUGAGGCAUCCGAAUGUGCUGAGAUAUAUUGGAAGUGAUCGGGUUGAUACUGGAUUUGUAACAGAACUUUGGCUGGUGACAGAGUAUCAUCCCAGCGGGUCCUUGCACGAUUUUCUGCUCGAGAAUACGGUUAACAUUGAGACGUAUUAUAAUUUGAUGAGGUCGACGGCAAGUGGACUUGCGUUCCUGCACAAUCAGAUUGGAGGGAGCAAAGAGUCCAACAAGCCAGCGAUGGCUCACCGGGAUAUCAAGAGCAAGAACAUCAUGGUCAAGAACGAUCUGACGUGUGCCAUCGGAGAUCUCGGUCUCUCGUUAUCCAAGCCAGAAGACGCGGCAUCAGAUAUUAUUGCCAAUGAGAACUACAAGUGCGGUACUGUUAGAUACCUUGCACCGGAAAUCCUGAACAGUACGAUGCAGUUCACCGUCUUCGAGAGCUACCAAUGUGCCGAUGUCUACUCAUUUUCUCUAGUCAUGUGGGAAACCCUAUGCAGAUGUGAAGAUGGAGAUGUUCUGCCGAGAGAAGCGGCCACAGUGAUCCCAUAUAUUGAGUGGACCGAUCGGGAUCCACAAGACGCUCAGAUGUUUGAUGUGGUUUGCACGCGGAGGCUCAGACCUACAGAGAAUCCUCUGUGGAAGGAUCAUCCGGAAAUGAAACACAUUAUGGAGAUUAUCAAAACGUGCUGGAAUGGCAAUCCGAGCGCCCGUUUCACCUCCUAUAUUUGCCGCAAACGAAUGGAUGAACGGCAGCAACUGUUGCUGGACAAGAAGGCAAAAGCUGUGGCCCAGACGGCAGGGGUGACAGUUCAGGAUCGGAAGAUUUUGGGUCCCCAGAAACCGAAAGACGAGUCACCGGCAAAUGGUGCUCCGCGGAUAGUUCAGAAGGAGAUUGAUCGAGAAGAUGAGCAGGAAAAUUGGCGGGAAACUGCAAAAACUCCCAAUGGACACAUUUCCAGUAAUGACGACUCGUCACGCCCACUUCUUGGUUAGAGCCCAUUUUAUCUUCGUUCUUAGGCGCCAAUAUAUCAAAAUUAUUAUAAUUAUUAUGUUCUAUAUACUACACUUAUCACCUCUCGUGACUUCCUCCCACCCCCAUAUCGAUGAUCUCAUUUCUCUUCCUCAACCACUAACUGUCUGCUACCUAUUUCUUGUUUAUUAGCGGGUGCAUUAUGCAGCUAAUUGUCCGGCGCCCCAUCAUUCUAAAAGAGACUCCUCACCGUGUACCUCAGAAAAACAUAAAAAUCUUGUGAUAGGUAUGUACUGCAUAAGCUUUAUUACCCUCCCCCGAAACUUUGUAGUUUGUAGUUUACCCUGUUUUUUUUCUGUACCAUGAUUUCAAGUGUUUUUGAAAUUUUAUUUUGUUUUUAUUGUUAUUAUUAUUACUAUUUUCAAAAAAGGAGAAAACACAUUUCAAUGCAAAAACUGAAAAUGAAAAUAAAAAAUUUGAUUU
Molecule: messenger RNA, 2505 nt
Organism: Caenorhabditis elegans
Lineage: Eukaryota; Metazoa; Nematoda; Chromadorea; Rhabditida; Rhabditidae
Gene: daf-1
Product: Cell surface receptor daf-1
Exons: 9
Coding region: 36-2045 (669 amino acids)
Biological process (GO): cell surface receptor protein serine/threonine kinase signaling pathway
Cellular component (GO): membrane
Molecular function (GO): ATP binding; transmembrane receptor protein serine/threonine kinase activity; protein kinase activity
Source: RefSeq, marked reviewed